AAAACAAAAAAACAAAACCCAUCUUCUUCGAGCCAAACUUUUCCCUUUUGAACUCGUCUCUCCCUCUCCUUCUCCCUCUCCCUCUCCCCCUCCCUCUCGCCGGUUCCAGAACAACAAGCUUCACACUCAGGUAGAGCAACAUUGCCAAUUGUCAUGGAAAAAAAAUGGACUUUUCUAGGAGAUAAUUUGAAAUUGUUAUUUGGUUGGAGCUCUUCAAGUUUUCUAAAUGAUUGAUAGCAAGUUGAAUAGUGGUGGAAUGAGCAGCUGCGAAACUAAUUUGUGUGUGUAUCAGAGUAAACAGUCACCUAUUGCACAGAAAAAGGUUGCUUUAAGGGAUGUGCAAAAUGAUAAUAGGAGCAUCAUAUAUAACUAUCCUGAAACUUCCUGUUCUUUGGGCGGAAAACUUAUGAAUGGGAGUAAGCUUUCAGGAAGUAAGAGAUCCAACCCUACAUGCUCACCGAGCUCUGCAAUCCAUCAAUCCUUCAAAGGAAUUGGGGUAAAUGAGCACAACGUUUAUGCCAACGGAGAAGUUGAUGUGAAGCCUGGCAAAAAAAGAGCAUCGGGAGGUAGCACAUCUUGUGCACCUGCAUUUUCUUCUUUUCUUGCAACCUCUCCUAUGGCAUUUUCACCUGUUAGGUCUUCAUUUCCCAUUUUCACAGAAAAGCCUGGUAAUUUUCUGGCUGUCACUGGAUCCAAUCUUCUGGGAAUCCCUCCUGGUUUGGAGAUUCUUCGAUCUGACGAUUCAAAUGGGAUUACUGAUGAGCAGAGAACAGAGCGUCUAUUCAAUCUACAGAAGCUCCUAAAACAUUUUGACAAGUCGGAUCAAAAAGGGGUCAUCGAGAUAGUGCUCCAUGGUUUGCCUCCCUCUGAGCUCAGCAAUUUUGCCAUUAAUCUGGAAAAGAGAUCCAUGCACCUGUCCGUAGAGGAAGGGAAAGAGAUCCAACGGAUGAAGGCUUUGAAUAUUCUGAGCAACCUUCAGUGAAAUCUGAAAGAAGUUUUGUUACACUAAUGAAUAACGAUUUUGGAGACCAGCGAGGGCCAUUUGCCAUUUCCGCCAUAGUUGCACGAGUGGACAAACUAAGUAAGCAAACCAGUAUUCCUUGAGAGCUGGCAAGGUAGUCUUUCUAUGGAGCUUUAGGUUAUGGAGUUUAAUUUGGGCAACAUGAAGUUAGAAAAUGUUGCUCCUAUCAACAUGAAACUCUUCCAGGAGUUUCAUUUGAAUCAGUUGGGAAAAAAACCUAAGAAUCCAAUUAACUUUGAAGUUCGAACAAUUUGGAAGGGCUUUGAAAGUCUUUUUUCUUUUUCUUUUUUUUUUUUUUAAAAAGAAGAAAAUAGUUUAGUUACUUGUUGAGUUGAUUACACUUUGGAAUCUAACAUUCAAAUCUGUUCAAUUACCAUGUAAUUGUUGUCUAGAUCAUUAACUUUCUUUUGGAAGUUUUUAACCGA
Molecule: messenger RNA, 1446 nt
Organism: Cucumis melo (muskmelon)
Lineage: Eukaryota; Viridiplantae; Streptophyta; Magnoliopsida; Cucurbitales; Cucurbitaceae
Exons: 5
Coding region: 227-982 (251 amino acids)
Source: RefSeq, a predicted model, not a curated record